This is a messenger RNA of Tinamus guttatus (white-throated tinamou), 629 nucleotides long. Lineage: Eukaryota; Metazoa; Chordata; Aves; Tinamiformes; Tinamidae. The record is from RefSeq and is a predicted model, not a curated record.
CCGUUACAAAAUAACUCUCUUUAGGUCUGGAGUCUCGUUUUAAGACUAAAUCAAGCUACAUGCGAUACAGCUGUGAAAACCGAAUACGAAGCUACAUGAAAGAGGUUAAUGGCUUUAUUUCGAACGUUCAUCCGACAGCAAGAGAUGCAUAUAAAAAGAUAGUUGACCUUAUGCUGGAUAAACUGAAAUCUGUGAAAUACAACGGGUGCUACUUCGACAGGCGAGAGGAGGAGGAGGCAGCUCGCCUCUGCACUGUAGAGGGAUGGUUCUCCUGCCAAGGGCCUUUUGACAGAGAUUUCUGCCCCUGUAAGCACUCCAUCAACCCCUACAGUAACAGGGAAAGCAGAAUCCUCUUCAGUACCUGGAAUCUCGACCAUAUAAUAGAGAAGAAAAGAACUGUUGUCCCAGAACUGGCAGAAGCUGUCAAAGCACGGGAUGGAAGAGAAGUGAACUGGGAAUACUUCUAUCAGCUGUUGUUUACCUUGGAUAAUCUAAAACUUACAAUUUCUGCCUUUUUAGCUUGAGUUUGCUUGAAGCAAGACAUGCAGUGUUACUGGGAAAGCAUCACAUUGAUGUCCUGCUUUAGAAUAUUUAUGGCUUCUGAAACAGGCUCUCUGCCUCUCAUGAAA